This is a messenger RNA of Scomber scombrus (Atlantic mackerel), 1209 nucleotides long. Its product is annotated as probable G-protein coupled receptor 173. NCBI's taxonomy places the organism in Eukaryota, Metazoa, Chordata, Actinopteri, Scombriformes, Scombridae. Gene Ontology annotation, cellular component: plasma membrane. The transcript has a single exon. Gene Ontology annotation, molecular function: G protein-coupled receptor activity. The coding region runs from base 1 to 1209 and encodes 402 amino acids. Gene Ontology annotation, biological process: G protein-coupled receptor signaling pathway. The record is from RefSeq and is a predicted model, not a curated record.
AUGGCUAACCAGAGCUUUGCCAUCGAUGGCCCAGGUAGUUUACUGGCUGUGCUGGCUUCGCAGAGUGGACUGGCAAGAGGCGGCAGCAGCAGCAGCAGCAGUAGUGACAGCAGCAGCAGUGGAGGAAUCUCUGCCACAGAUGUGUCUGCCUACUUUAAGCUGGUCUUCUUGGGGUUGAUCAUCUGUGUCAGCCUUGUAGGCAACCUCUUGGUCUCCCUGCUGGUCCUACGAGACAGGACACUUCACAAAGCCCCCUACUUCUUUCUCCUGGACCUGUGCCUGGCCGAUGCAGUUCGCUCUGCUGCUUGUUUCCCUUUUGUGCUGGUUUCUGUCCACAACAGCUCGGCCUGGACUUACAGUGCCUUGAGUUGUAAAGUUGUGGCUUUUAUGGCUGUGCUAUUUUGUUUUCACGCUGCCUUCAUGCUGUUUUGUGUGGCUGUCACCCGCUACCUUGCCAUCGCCCACCAUCGGUUCUACGCCAAGCGUAUGACCAUCUGGACCUGCGCCGCCAUCAUUUGCAUGGUGUGGACUCUGGCUGUCGCUAUGGCGUUCCCACCUGUCUUUGAUGUGGGGACAUACAAGUUCAUCCGUGAUGAGGACCAGUGCAUUUUUGAACACCGCUACCUGAAGACCAACGACACCCUGGGCUUCAUGCUCAUGCUGGCUGUGGUGGUCCUGGCCACCCACGGUUUCUACGCCAAGCUGCUGCUGUUUGAGUACAGGCAUCGCAAGAUGAAACCAGUCCAGCUAGUACCAGCCAUCAGCCAGAACUGGACCUUCCACGGUCCUGGGGCAACAGGUCAAGCUGCAGCUAACUGGAUUGCAGGGUUCGGUCGUGGCCCCAUGCCACCCACUCUGUUGGGCAUCAGGCAAAAUUUACACAAUCAACACCGGCGGCUGCUCGGGAUGGAAGAGGUGAGGUCAGAGAGGAGGCUGGGCAGGAUGUUCUACACCAUCACCCUGCUCUUCCUGGUCCUCUGGGCCCCCUACAUCGUGGCAUGCUUCUGGAGGGUGUUUGUGAAGUCCUGCACCAUCCCUCACAGGUACCUUUCCAUCACAGUGUGGAUGAGUUUCGCCCAGGCUGGAGUCAACCCCAUCUUCUGUCUCCUGCUCAACGAGGACCUGAGAAAAGUGCUGAGAGCUCACCUGCCCACCUACUGGAGGACUAAACAACACCUGCCCCAGGAUGAGGCCUACUGCAUUAUGUGA